This is a messenger RNA of Gossypium raimondii (Peruvian cotton), 1158 nucleotides long. RefSeq names its product zinc finger A20 and AN1 domain-containing stress-associated protein 6. Gene Ontology annotation, molecular function: DNA binding; zinc ion binding. The transcript is spliced from 2 exons. The record is from RefSeq and is a predicted model, not a curated record. The coding region runs from base 185 to 670 and encodes 161 amino acids. Lineage: Eukaryota; Viridiplantae; Streptophyta; Magnoliopsida; Malvales; Malvaceae.
CUUUUUUUUUUUUUUUUGUCUCUUUUUCGUUGUUGGUUCCUCCUUUUCCUUUAUCCUCCAUCCACUCUAAUAUUCUUUCCUCUGAUCUCUUUCUGAUAAUCCUUUCCUUUGUUCAUAUUCUCCCUUUCUGCUUCUUAUUUAUUUUCUUUCACCUUUUCCUUUCAAGAUCGAGAGAAAAAAAAGAAUGGCAGAGGAGCAUAGAUGCCAAGCGCCAGAAGGCCAUCGUCUUUGCGUCAAUAACUGCGGCUUUUUCGGAAGUUCGGCGACGAUGAACCUUUGCUCCAAAUGUUACAGAGAUCUCUGUCUCAAGGAACAGGAAGCUUCUUCGAUCAAAUCCGCUCUUUCCUCUUCCCCUUCGUCUUCGUCAACGGUCGUCGAAUCUAUUUCUCAGGUUCCUCUUUUGGCUCUCGCUGAAGUCAACAGAGAAUCGGCGGUUCCGGAGAUUGCACCGGCGGCCGAACAGCUAUCGCAGCAACAACCGAAUCGGUGCAUGGUUUGCAGGAAGCGGGUCGGGUUGACCGGAUUCAGAUGCAAGUGCGGUGUUACGUUUUGCGGGUCCCACAGGUACCCUGAGAAUCACGGGUGUACGUUCGAUUUCAAGAAGGUCGGCAGAGAGGAGAUCGCACGCGCUAAUCCCCUCGUCAAAGCAGAGAAGCUCGAGAAGAUUUGAGUAGAAGAUGAUGAUGAUGGGAAGCCAAGCCAUUGGGAAAUUUUCAAAUUUCAUCGAACUUUGAUAAGAUCGAGACACGUGCUUCGGUUGUGGGCCGCACCACGAAGAGUAAACCAAUUGGGCUGGAUAAAUAUAUUUUCUUCUUAAAAUAUAAAUAUUUUAUAAUAAUAUUUAAAUUAUGUGCCUCUUUAGUUUUUUUUUUUUUCCUCUUCCUCUUUUGCUUUGUAAAAAAAAGAAGUCACUUUUUCUUUUCUUCUUUUAAUCCCUAGUGGUGAAAAAAAGAAAAAGAAAUGUAGAUUCCUGCUUCUUCCAUUUGAAGUUUUUAUUUAUAUUUUCAAGUAAUAGUGUGUAAAUGUGCUGGCAGCGGCCGAUCAUGAAAAGCCAUGAAAGCCAUUUCCUUAAAUGUAGUUGUUUUUAUUGGAGUGGUCCUUCUUUAUUAUCUUUUGAAAAAGAAAAUGACAACUUCUGUCCCUUCCAUUUUGUUUUUA